GGGUCACCAGGCAUCAGGUCAUUUGGCUCGACAGCGGGCAGCGCGUCAUCUGGCAAGGCAGUGGGCUCCGAGUCAACAGGCACGACAGUGGGCACCGGGUCAUCAGGUACCGGAUUGUCUGGCUCGACAGCGGGCAUCGGGUCACCAGGUAUGACAGCGGGCACUGGGUCACCAGGCAUCAGGUCAUUUGGCUUGCCAGCGGGCACCGCGUCAUCUGGCAAGGCAGUGGGCACCGGGUCACCAGGCAUUGGAUCGUCUGGCUCGACAGCGGGCAUCGGGUCACCAGGCAUCAGGUCAUUUGGCUUGCCAGCGGGCACCGCGUCAUCUGGCAAGGCAGUGGGCACCGAGUCACCAGCUACGACAGCGGGCUCUGAGUCAAUUGGCAGGACAGCGGGCACCGGAUCAGGUACCGGAUCAUCUGGAUCAACAGCGGGCAUCGAGUCAACUGGC
Molecule: messenger RNA, 450 nt
Organism: Staurois parvus
Lineage: Eukaryota; Metazoa; Chordata; Amphibia; Anura; Ranidae
Source: the annotation of a GenBank genome assembly